Molecule: messenger RNA, 1161 nt
Organism: Blepharisma stoltei
Lineage: Eukaryota; Ciliophora; Heterotrichea; Heterotrichida; Blepharismidae
Source: the annotation of a GenBank genome assembly
AUGCAAAAUUUUGAAGCACUCAAAAAGCCAUGCAAACCAGGUGGAGUUUUUAGUCCUCCAGCCUCACCAAAGAUAGAAAACACCACAUUAGUGUUAACUCCAGAAUUUUCCCAACCUUCUCCAUCUCUUCCUGUAUUUCAUAGAAGAGCUUAUAGUAGAGAAUCUCCACAAACUCAAAAGAGUUUAGUCGAGCAUUAUUCAAACGAAAACAAGUGGCUUGUACAACGCAUUAUGCAGCUUGAACAAGAACAAGAGAAUAUAUAAUUUUCUUUAAAUAUAAUCCUCAUAAUUUAUUGUAAAUAUAUUGGGCCAGCCAAAAAGGUCUAAGUUUAUCAUACAUUUAUAAUAAAAAUUAUCCAUAUAUAGAGUGAAUAUUUACUAUAUUUAUUUUGAUUUCCUAUUAGAAAAAAAUACUUGAUUAUUUAAUUUAAUUAUAUAUAUAUUUUAUUUGAACAUCAAAAAUUGUUACAUCAAUAUAACGACGAAUUAAAGCAGAAAAUAAAGAAAUGGGAAACCAUAAUAAAAAACAAAGACAAAUAUAUCAAAGAGCUGGAAAAGCAAAUCGACAACCUACACAAGGAAAACGACUCAUUAAAGGAUUCUCCUUCAAAAUACAAAAUGUAUAGAUUAGAUCUGAUUUUAGAAUGCGAACAAAAUUUAAGACAAUAUCUUGAAAAUUUAUCAAGAAUUACAGAGGAUAACGCAGAAAUCGAUGAAUUUGUAGCCAAUGAGCUUUAUUUAUUAGACCAAGAAGAGUUUACGAUGCCAACACUAGCAGAUGAAGGCUAUGAAGUUAGCGCUAUACAAGAAGAAGGAAGAGUUAUGUCACUAGGUCAAACUGAAUUUGAGCCGAUUUAUAUCUCAGAAUGCUCAGUUGGCUAUAAUGGAAACAAAUUUAUCUCAACUUUUACCAGUGAUCAGCUUGAAAAUUUUGAUCUCCAAAGCAUAAACUGUUCUGCAUCCCCCUGCGACACCGAAAUAAUGCUUCUCCAACAAAUCCGAGACAAAGACGAAGAAAUUGCUAAACACAAAGAGUUUAUUAAAAAACUGAAAAGCUCUUUAGAAAAUAUGCUGCAGGAGCACACCAUUUCAAGAAUUGAAAUGGUCAAAAACAAGCUUGAAAUAAGAGAGCUUAAAGAAAAACUCGCUGUUUUUGGCUAA